UUUGGAGUGGUCACUUGCCUCUACUCCAGCCCCAAAAAUGGAAACUGAGAUGAUGGGUGGAGGAGAGAGCCAGGGCUCAUGCUGGGAAACUUGAGGUUCCUUUCCAGCCCUCAGAUUCUGUGAUGCUCAGAGGGUGAGUUCUGGGGGCACAGGACACAUGGCAGGUGGAUCUUGGUGUUUCUGCUAUCCAGCUGGGAGCCAAGCACAGAACAUGCAUCAAUCUUUAUCAAAUGACUGAGAAAAUGAAUGAAUGAAUGUCUCCAUCUCAGUUCUCAGCCUGGUUCCUCCUUCCUUUUUCCCUGUAGUUGGUACAGAUGGCAUUGUCCCAGUUUGUUCCCCUCUCGGCCACAGAGCUUCUCCUGGCCUCUACCGUCUUCUGCCUGGUAUUCUGGGUGUUCAAGAGUUUGAGGUCUCGGGUCCCCAAAGGCCUGAAAAGUCCACCAGAGCCAUGGGGCUGGCCCCUGCUCGGGCACGUGCUGACCCUGGGGAAGAGCCCGCACCUGGCACUGACGAGGAUGAGCCAGCGGUUCGGGGACGUGCUGCAGAUCCGCAUUGGCUCCACGCCCGUGGUGGUGCUAAGUGGUCUGGACACCAUCCGGCAGGCCCUGGUGCGGCAAGGCGACGAUUUCAAGGGCCGGCCCGACCUCUACAGCUUCACCCUCAUCGCUGAUGGCCAGAGCAUGUCCUUCAGCCCAGACUCGGGACCGGUGUGGGCUGCCCGCCGGCGCCUGGCCCAGAACGCCCUCAACACCUUCUCCAUCGCCUCUGACCCGGCCUCCUCAUCCUCCUGCUACCUGGAGGAGCAUGUGAGCCAGGAGGCUGAGGCCCUGAUCAGCAGGUUGCAGGAGCUGAUGGCAGGGCCUGGGCGCUUCGACCCUUACAAUGAGAUAGUGGUGUCUGUGGUCAAAGUCAUCGGUGCCAUGUGCUUCGGGCAGCACUUCCCCGAGAGCAGCGAUGAGAUGCUCAGCCUCGUGAAGAACAGUCAUGUGUUCGCGGAGAAUGCCACCUCUGGGAACCCUGUGGACUUCUUCCCCAUCCUUCGCUACCUGCCCAACCCUGCCCUGCAG
Sapajus apella (tufted capuchin) is the source of this 1067-nucleotide messenger RNA. Its product is annotated as cytochrome P450 1A2. The transcript has a single exon. The annotation marks the transcript as partial. The record is from RefSeq and is a predicted model, not a curated record. Gene Ontology annotation, biological process: hormone biosynthetic process; progesterone metabolic process. NCBI's taxonomy places the organism in Eukaryota, Metazoa, Chordata, Mammalia, Primates, Cebidae. Gene Ontology annotation, molecular function: iron ion binding; oxidoreductase activity, acting on paired donors, with incorporation or reduction of molecular oxygen, reduced flavin or flavoprotein as one donor, and incorporation of one atom of oxygen; steroid 17-alpha-monooxygenase activity.